AUGCAGGGCUGGGUCCUAUCCUCUUUUGCCUUUGGCUACCUCACAACUCAGUUGGUAGGAGCAACAGCAGGGAGUAGCUUUGGAGGGAAGAAGGUGCUUCUGUUUGCUGUCCUUUUGUGGUCCUUGACCACAGUUGUCACGCCACUGGUGGCUUCUAACAUCUAUGUGCUCAUCUUGACGCGUAUCCUCCUUGGAUUGGGAGAGGGUUUGGGUUUACCCACAAUAUUCCACAUAUUUGCUCAUGGGAUUCCAGUGGAGGAGAGGUCACGUGCCUUUGGUUACCUGAUAGCUGCUGGUUCUGUUGGUCAAGUUGUUGCUUCACUGGUAACACCACACAUAGCAUGGGAACAAGCAUUUUACUUGUUUGGGUUUCUUGGGCUCUCUUGGGUAUUGCUUUGGGCCAUCUUCUAUGAAGACUCUCAUGCUCAGCCACUGGACCACAUUCCUUUUGUCCUACCCAAGGUGACUAAACUGAAUGUGCCUUGGACGGAAUUCCUCAUCCAUUGGCCUCUGUGGGCCAUCUAUAUAGCUCACUUUGCUAUGAAUUGGAGCAACUACAUCAUCAUGCAAUGGCUCCCUACCUAUCUCUCACGGGACCUUGGGGCCAACAUUACUAGCAUGAGCCUUACUGCUGUCCCAUACCUGGUCAAUUCUCUCGUGGGAGUUGUGGCAGGACAUUGGGCAGAUAAGUUGAUUUCUAACCGAUGGACAGUGUUAUCAGUGAGACGACUGAUGACUGCUGUGGGGCUCAUUGGCCCGGCAAUCUUUCUGCUAGCAUUCUGUGCAGUGGGAAACCUUGCUCUUGCUGUGAUGUUCAUUUCCAUAUCCAUGGGCCUGUGCGCCUGUAAUUCUGCGGGUCAUAUGAGCAACCACGUGGAUGUUGCUCCCAAUCACUCUGGGGUCACCUUUGCCGUAUCGAAUACCUUGGUGAGGAAUAUGGAAUUAGGGCUGUCAACGAUAGAUCGAUGCAUUGAUACCACUGUCGAUGGUUGA
Molecule: messenger RNA, 993 nt
Organism: Darwinula stevensoni
Lineage: Eukaryota; Metazoa; Arthropoda; Ostracoda; Podocopida; Darwinulidae
Source: the annotation of a GenBank genome assembly